This is a messenger RNA of Drosophila guanche, 1779 nucleotides long. Its product is annotated as protein anon-37Cs. NCBI's taxonomy places the organism in Eukaryota, Metazoa, Arthropoda, Insecta, Diptera, Drosophilidae. The record is from RefSeq and is a predicted model, not a curated record. Bases 130 to 1683 code for a protein of 517 amino acids. Gene Ontology annotation, molecular function: polyamine oxidase activity. The transcript is spliced from 2 exons.
CGCUGCUGUGCUUCUGGCAGGCGAGGCACAUAGGCAACACACACUCGAAAUUGCAAAGAAUUGCUAGCUAUGCAAUGGUAAGUGUUGCUGCAGCCAUCACCUAGACAAACAGACGCGGCUGCCAGCGAGAUGCGUCACAUAAUAAAAUGUAAGCAGCAUCAGCGAUCCAUCAGACGCAGCUUAUACAAUGCCACGGCACUCCAGUCGGAUGUCAGCCGCCCAAACCAAAGCGCUGACAGCGUCAAUCUGGAUCUGGAGGCGGCUCGUCGAAAUGUCAGGAUCGUGGUUAUAGGCGCAGGUCUGGCUGGUUUGUCAGCCGCUCAGCACUUGCUGUCGCAUGGUUUUCGGAGGACCGUCGUGCUGGAGGCCACCGAACGAUAUGGUGGACGCAUCAACUCCCAACGCUUUGGCGACACAUUCUGCGAGCUGGGUGCCAAGUGGGUGCCCAUCGAUGGGUCGCAAGACUCCACGUACGAGCUGCUGCGCAAUGUCGAGGGUCUGGGCAAGCGGAUCAAGCAACCGGAGAGGCCCGAGUACGUUAAAGUGGACCACGACAACGAACAGAACAAAGUAAAUCCAGCCAUGGUUGAUCUGAUCGAUGCUCUAUUCCGGCAGCUGUGCGGAGGCUUGAAGGUCCCAGACAAAGUCAAGACUGGCCGUGACCUGCACUCGCUGGACAAUGUGAUGGCCUACUUCAAGACGGAGAGCGACAGGGCCAUUGGACUCACUUUUAAGCCGAAUGAACAGCACACUGCGCGGGCGAUCUUCCAGUCGCUGUUCAAGGAAUUCAGCAGCGUUCUGGGCUGCUGCUUGGAGUACGUCAACAUCGAGCACAUUACCAGCUGUCCCGUGCAAGCGUAUCCCAGUCCCAUCUAUGUGCCCACCGGCCUGGACAAUAUUGUGGAUGAGCUGACUCAAAAUCUGGGCAGGGAGCAGCUGCAAACGGGCAAGCCCGUGGGCCAGAUACAAUGGACACCAUCGGAAGUCGGAGAACACAACAGCGUUGGCUGCCUGGAUGGCAGUUUGUAUUCUGCAGAUCACAUCAUUUGCACUCUGCCCCUGGGUGUGCUCAAGAACUUUGCUGGCAUUCUGUUUAGCCCAACGCUGCCGCAGGAAAAACUGAUGGCCAUACGCAAUCUGGGCUACGGACCGGGGCCCGUCAAGAUCUAUCUCUCAUACAGGCGACCAAUCAGCAUUUGGCUGAGAAGCAACCUGCGACCGCUUGGCGCACUCAUCAAUCGAGUGGCCGAACGUAGCUGGACACAACAGGUGGUGGAAAUAACCCAGGUGCCCAGCAGUCAGCAUGUGCUGGAGGUGCGCGUAGGUGGUGGCUACUACGAGGAGAUUGAGAAGCUGCCGGACAACCAGCUCUUGGAGCACAUAACAAAGCUGCUGAGGAAAUGUAUUAGCAACCAUUUGGUGCCCUACCCAAACGAAAUGCUGCGCUCCAGCUGGACCACCUCCGCCUGCUAUCUCGGUGGCCGUCCGUACUACUCCACCAGCAGCAGUGCACGCGAUGUCCAACGUCUGGCUGCACCACUGGGUGGAAAAGCGCCCAGCCUGCUCUUUGCUGGCGAUGCAACCGCGCUGCAUGGCUUUGGCACCAUCGAUGCAGCGCGUUCGAGUGGUAUACGUGAAGCACAACGAAUCAUCGAUUACUAUAACAUCAAGCAGUACAAUUGAGCGCAAAAUUCUAGUCAAAAUUUAGUCGAAAUUUAGUUGCAAUUUUUGGAAUACUUGUAAGCAGAUACGUUUAAUUAGAAGUAGCAUAAUAAUAAA